Cinara cedri is the source of this 10968-nucleotide messenger RNA. Lineage: Eukaryota; Metazoa; Arthropoda; Insecta; Hemiptera; Aphididae. The record is from the annotation of a GenBank genome assembly.
AUGUCUGGAGGUGAAACUCCAUGGCGACUACCAGUCGUUGCGGUCGGUUGUGGAAAAAUGGUGGCGGUGAAGUGUUCUAGACUUAUGUAGGUAUAGGUAUACGAAAUACAACAUCUUUAUCGUGAGUGUGAGAAUUAUCUCACAUAUUAUUAUUAAUUAUCUCAGUAUUAUACUGAAAUUCAGGCUACCACUGCACCGUAAAUAUUUGACUGAUUAUUUUAUUAGAUACUUAACCAGUAACUGGAUAACUCUAAAAUCAAACUGUUGUGAUAGCAAAGUUCUAGAUAAUUGACGCACAUAUUUUGAGUUAAAAAUAAAUAUGUCCACUGGCCCUCUAUAUGUUUCACAUAAUCAAAUUUAGUAAUUUACUCAAGCUGCUCAAACUGUGUACAUGAUCAUUGAAAAUUGUUAUGCGGAUUUGUGUAAAUAAAUUUAAAAUUAAAAUUAAAUUAAUUAUAUAUAUAUAUAUCCUUUUAAAGAUCAUUUUAAAUUAAUUCAAUACUAAUAGCGAGUACCUAUAUAUUGGUAACCUGUUUUAAUGUUACCUUCAUUGUAAGUACCUAAGUAUACAUAGCAAUUAAAAACAAAUGUUUUAAUCGAUGUAAUAAUUAGUUAUUGCUAGGCACGUACUUGCUCUUAAUUUUAUACGCAGAUAUAAUUGAAUAGUGCACAUUACUUUUUUUACCCCUAUACGUGUAACUUACAACGAACGUCUAGUAAGAAAAUAUUAAGCAUUUUUAUAAAGUCUAAAAAGUUUGAUUUACAUAAAUGGAAAAUGUACGAGCAGUAAUAGUCGUACGUCGAAAUGUUUAUGAUUUUUACAAAUUUUAAAACAAGUUGGAAUUUUAGGUAGGUACUUAUAAAAAAAACAAAAUCCUGAUUACAGAUUUUCAAUGUUUUUAUUUAUCUUAAGAGUAACUAAUGAGUACUCUUGUGUCAAAUUUCUAAGCAUAUACAAGCAUAUAAUUAUUAUAUAUAAAUACUUAAUAAUAAUAUUAUUAAUAUUAAUUUAAAAAUUGGUUAUUCACAUAAAACCGAAUAAUAAUUUAAAAUUGUGUCAUAAUAUUUUGAAAAUUAUUAAUAAGGGCUGACCCGGAUUUUCUCGGUAUCCACUAUCCCGAUGGGUCAGUAUGCCCUUGGUUAUUAGUAUUUUUUUCGUACAUUUUUCUAAUGUACCUACCUAUAUAAUUUUCCAAAAUUCCAAAAAUGUCCAUGUUGUUACCAAUUUAUAACAAUAUUGUUCCUGUUUUUUAAAAUCGAUUAAAUUGUAUUUUUUAGGUAAUAUGAAAUAAUUAUUAAAUAAUUUGUCAUUGACACUAAAAUAAUAUCUCAAUUUAUUAAUAUUGGCGUAAGAAGUACGAUAAUAUAUUAACUUAUUUAUGUGUUUUGUUACCACCCAUGAAGUCCACAUUAUAGCCAACGAUGUUGAUUUAAUAUCCUAGUUGUUAAUUUAAGGAUCUACGGGGGUUUAAUAGCACUUAACUUAUUGAAAAUAUACGCGCCAAGAUAAUUAAUAAUGAUUUCGUGUGUUUUCUGAUCCGACGCUUGCGUCACGCAACAGCUGCGACCGUAAUGGUUUAUAAAGCCUAGACGUACCAAUAGUCAGAUCAUUAUGACUUGUUGCAUCGCGUACACUACACGGCGUACAGACUUCCUUCGCUUACGUGAGUAUUAAAAACAUUAUAUUAUAUUGUUAUAUAUUUUUUUAUAUUUUUUUAUAUUCAAAGAGCAAUAAUAAAAAUUUUACACUUCACUCUGUUUCCAAUAAAAAAAAACCGGACCAACUUUGCCACUUAUUUCGCAUAUUAAAUGUUGUUUGUGAGAACUUGGAAGGUAGAGAGGAAAUUUAAUGUUUAUCUGUACACAAUGCUUAAUAGUUGCUAAUGAAAAACGAUUCUGAGAGGAAUUCGAUUAUAUAUAUUUGAAAGGUAGUAGUAUUUACGAUUUGAAAAUAAUACAUUUCGUACAUUUUCCAGGUUUUUCAUUUAUUAACAAAACUCCUGAGAAAAUAAAAUAAUAACAUCCCCAAAGUACCACCCUAGUCAAAUUUUCUUCUAGAAAAGUUGCUACUCUUGAAAAUCGAAUCAAAAUAUCUGAUUAAAAAGAUGUUAAAAAAAAAAUUAAAAUAAAAUAAAUAUUCUUGUAAAACUGAUACAUUCUUAGCAACAUUUAGAAUUUAAAAUAAUAAAUAGUAAUGUUGGUUCUUUAAUUAAUAUAAUAUACCUUACACAAAAUGACAAAAAUUAUAUGAAUCUUGAAUACCUACAUUUGGUAGAUAUGCAUAAAUUAUUUGUAGUUUUUUUUUUUUUUUGUUUUUAAUGUAAUAGUAUUAGUAGUAUAAUCAAAAUUUGAUGGGUAAUCAAAUUUUGAUUAUAACAUAUUUUUCGACUAAUUAAUUAAUCGAUACUUUUUAAAAAGUAGGUAGGUAUGCUUUUAUUUUAAAUUAUUUACAAAAUAGAUAUAUAAUGUAUUGAUAUAUUAUAUUAUAGGUACUACUAUAAGCUACUCAAUUGUUUGACAUUUAACUUUAUUUCUAUUAACUAAUUAUAUUUUAUGUAUUUUAAGAAUUUUUAUAAAUUUUAAUUCUCCCGUAGCUUUUUUGUGAAAACGGAUUAAUAAUUAAUAAUUAAAAAACCCACUUUACUUAUAUUACAGUAUUAUACUACGAGUAUAUACUUCCCUAUGUUACUAUACAUUUAUAAUUUGUAUUACUUUUAUUUCAACCAUCCAAACUAUUUAUAAUACAUCUAUAAUAACAAAAUAAUUCAAAAUUAAUAUUGUUAUUUUUGAAAACUUAGUUUUUCUUUAACAAAAAAUAGUUAGAAAAUGUAACUAUAUUUAAAGAAAAAAUUAUGUAUAAUUGAAAAAAUAAAUAUCAUUACCUUAAUGUAAUAAUACAUUAUUACACAAUGUCAAUGAUAUUCAUUCUUUCCACGUAUUUUUUUCAUAAAUUAUUUUAAAACGUUCUGUACUUAUCUAAGCAUAAAGGUAGGCACUAUACAUAUUUAAUGAAGUUUAUACAAUUAUCUAUAGUACGGAAAACCUAUAAAAGUAGGUAUAAUGUAACCUUUACCUUAAAACCUCAUAAAAACUUGAAAUAUUAUUAAAGAAAAUGCUGUUGUAAAAUUAUAGCCGUAAAAUCUUUUAUAGUCUAACCAUAUCCUUAUGUAUAUGAUCAAUCAUGUUAAAUAUAUACUACGGAUCAUUAAUUUAUUAUACAUUUCAAACUACAGUAAUUUUAUAUGAUUCAAAAUGUACAAGUUUACAUGUGUUUAUGUUUUAAAUCUAUCUAUGAUAAAUUAAUAUAGAUUGGUACCUACUUUCAUAAAUAUUUCAAAAAUAAUAAUACAAUAAAAAUUCAUUUUUAACGAUUAUUUAUAAACAUUAACAUUUUUACAAAAUAUAUUGAAUACAUAUUUUUAAAAAUGUGCAAUAAUUAAGAUUUAUGAAUCAUGAUUAUACUUAUUAAGUAAUAAAUACCAAACAAAGGUUAUUUAUAAUUUGUGAUUUUAUAAACUAGGUUGUAUUAUAUCAACACACAAUAUAUAUACUAUAAAUAAAAUUUAAAAAUAAAUUUAUUGUAAAAACUAAAACAUUUUUUAUUUUGGAAGUAGCUUUGGUGUAGUUAGUUGUAUCAUUUGUAUCUAAAUAAUUUAGGUACCUACCUACCUACAUAUAGAAGUCAAUGUCCAUGAACAUAAUAUAAAAAGCAUAUACCUAAUUAAAAGUUACUAUCCAGUGAUUUUGUCUUUAAUUAAAGAAAAUGGGCUUAAAAGAUUAUUUUUAAGAAUAUCAUCUUCAAAAGAUCAAACAGUUUUUAAUACUUCAUUAAUUAGACAGAGGUUUCACAUUAUAUUUAAAAUUGUAAUUAUAAAGUUACUUUUUAAUAUUUUAGUUGGCUCUUAGAAUGGUUUUUCUUCUUCUUUUCUCCGUCUAUACAUAUUAUAAUUUAUCUAAGUAAAGUAUAUUAUUUUAUAUUUAUAUUUUAUACUAAACUAAGAUCUUUUUUUUUUUUUAUUAUUUCACUGAUAACUUUGUUCAAGUAAAUGUCAUCUAUAGUAUUAUUUUGCUGGAAACUAUUAGUAGGUACAAACCUUCCUAAAUUAAAUAUAAUAUUAUAAUGAAAAAGUAUAAUAUGUUUCUAUAAUCUUUAUUCGGGUACCUAAAUAACUACCUACUACAAAUUAGUGUGUAACUUAUUAAUAUAAAUAUUUUAAAUUUAUUAUUAUUAAGAUAUAUAUAUUAAAAUAAUAUACAAACUAAAUAUGAAAGGUAUUAUCUAUGUAUAAUGUUUAAAUAAGACUUAUAUAUUUUUAUGUUGCCAUGUGUGUAUAAAUCAAAGUUAAUAUUAAAUUUAUUUUAAAAAUAUAAUUUUUAUACCUACCUUCAUUAAUACUAUAUCAUGUCUAAUAUAGUAAUGUACAUACCUAAUAAGAUAAUUAUUUCGUUAUUUAUAUAGUCUCAAUGAGAUGAAAUAAUAAUAUGAGCUAGUUUUCACAUUUCGUUACCUAAUUAUUGAAUACCUUCAACAGUAAAUAUUUUGUUACUUUCAGUUUAAAUAAAAGAAGUAUACAAAUCAACAACAAUAUGGGACAUUCUGCAGUUGCAUUAUUGGGAUUUUCCUGGUUAUUUUUUAUCAACACUAUUGGAUUUGCUUCUGUAUUGCCAUUGAACCAUAUUACAGAGGUAAGUUCACUUACGUGCAAUAAUUUAGUUUAUCUAGAACCCAAAAAUAAACUUGACCGUAAUAAUAAUUAAAAAUACCUAUUUAAAUACACAGUAUAUAUUAUAAUAUAACACAGAGUGAUUAAUCUAUCGUAAGACACUUAUUAUCUCGGAAAGUAUUAUUUUCUUUGUAGAACAUUUAAGAAAUAAGCAGCUUUACAAUUUUACUUUAUGUUAUUUUUUGGUUACCCUUAUUUUUGGCAGUAAAAUCACUACAUCAGGGGUGGGUAGGCAUGAUCUGAACGGCCCGGGAAAAAUAGAAUCUAGCGUCCCAAAUAAUCAUAUCCAAUAUUCAACAAAAAAAUUACUUACCUUAACCUUCGGUGCAUCAACACUUACCUCUUUUCUUUAUUAAAAAAAAAAUAUAAAUUUAAUAUUACUCUAUUCCAAUUUCAAUAAAAAAAUUUAAGUUGCUAAAAAAAAAUGUCUUCCAUAUACCAUUAUGGCAUUACCUACAUGAAGUUCUAGAAUUUGAAUUUGAUAUAAUAAGGGAAGAGUUUAAAUGAUAAAUGAAAUUUCAUUUUAAUUUUAUUUAAUUAGUUUUAGUUUCAUUUUAUUUAGUGAUUUCAUAAAAUAAAUGUAUUAAUGAAGAAUUAUUCUUGGCAUGGAGACAAUGAUUUUUAAAAUCAAACUUUAAACAAAAAUCAUAAACAAAAAUAAUACCAACAUUUUUGAAAGUGGCUUAUUAAGCCCCAAUAAAUGUUGAUUAUGUAUACUUAGUAUUUACUUGAUGGGUACUUUAUUUUAAGAGGUUUGGUUGAGUAUUCGGGAGGAGGUCAAAAUCCUCUAAAAGGCCCUCCCCUUUUUGCCCUAAUGCAUAAACUUAAGAGUAACUUAGGGUUAUAUCUAACAUGUUAGGCACAGGGGAGGCCUCCCCGUACCCAAGCUUAUAUUAAUCCCUCCCUUCCUGAUCUAUUUUCGAGUAAUUGUAAGUACCUAUUUAAAAAAUAAUUGGAAUUAAAUUUUAUUCGAUUAAUUAUAAAAAAUGCAUACAAAUAUGUCUACCUAAAUAUCAUUACCUGUACGGUAAAGGUUAGGUUUGGUACUUUUGUUUUACUAUUUUGUACUAAUGGGAAACUAACGAUUGAGCCAAGAAAAAUGUCAUAGCUUAAAAUUGGGGGAGGGAACGGUGAAAUGUACGUGACUGAAAAGUAUAUGUACAUUUGUACAUACUGCAUAUUAUCCAAUAAUAAUUAUACAUUUAUAAAUAAUAAUAAAUUGAUAAAAGCUGUAGUUAUUUAAAUCGGUGUAAAUUAUAACAUGAAAAUAUGUAUCUGCCUAAACUACAUAAUUUAAAUCCAAAUAGAUUGGUCCGUAAUACUAUGCAUAUUAUACUAAAUAACAACAGAAAGUAGUGACUAGUUAAACAAAAUUUCACUGUAACGUCUGUGUUCGAUUACUGAGUACGGUGUAGGUACUUUUAUUUAGGUAUAUUAGUUGAUGACAGCAACUAUGAGUCAAACUCAAAAAUAAUAUUCAAAUUCCAAGAUAAAUACUAGUGAUGGUAGUCAUAUUAGUAGUCAAUUUAGUAGUCAUACAAUGAUAAUUUAUUAUGAUUUAAACUAGAUUUAAAUAAAAAAUACAAUAUUAUUGUAUUUUUUUAUUAAUUUUGAAUAUUCGUGUUUAUGUACAAUAGCAAAUAGCAGUAUUUUUCAUCGGCCCAUUUUCGUCAAUAUUAGUAGCGGCUCACCGGGAUAAUGUGUUCCAGUGUUCUGGUGGGCCUUUCCGCCCCUGUAAUACAUAGUACAUACAUUUGAUUUUCAAAUGGUCUGUAUUACAAAUUCCAUAAAUAAUUGCAGUCUUAGUUUAAAAAAAAAUGUUAGUGAUGACAUUUUUGAUUUCCGUCAAUCCGUUGACAAUAUACAACUUUUAAGUUUGACUCGGGAGAGAGUAGUGGAACAUCAUUUGUGUGACGCACGGCACGUGACCAUUUUAUUGAAUUUUUAAUAUAGGUUGCUAUUUAAAAAUCAAUAAUAGUAAUUUGUUUUACGCCAAAAAUAACAAAAAUGUAAAAUUGUAGAGCUGCCUGUUCCUUAAAUUUUCUAUAAAACAUAUUUUGAAAGAAUACUUUUCUAAAUAAUAAGUGUUUUAUGAUAAAUUAAUCACCCUGUAUAGCUAGUAUUAUAAUUUUCUGUUUAAAAAAUUCUUAUUAGGUCCCUACCUAUUUUAAUUAAACAUAUUGUAUUACCUACCUAUAAAAAUACUUAUUAUAAUUUAUCCAAAAUCAUGUUUAAUUUUUAGAUGAUAAAUGUAAGUUAUUAAAUAAUAUUUCUUUACGUAGGUAUAGAUUCCUAUACCUAAUACCUUUUCAAGUAUAGAAUCUAACAUAGCAUUAGAAUCAAUAUAAAUAAUAAUUACCUACAUCAUUGAUUUAUAAAUCGAAUAGUAGCUACUGUAUAUCUAAGAUUAUAGAUAUAUUAUAUUAUGAUUAGAGUAAACUUAAGACCUUAUUGUUCUUAUAAAGUAAUAAAUAUAGUCAAUCAAUUUUAAAUUUAGUCAUUAUUAGGUAGGUACUCAUUUAAUUGGUACUUACCUAGAUUAGGUAGGUACCUAUUAAAAAAUACAAUUUUUUAAAAAUAUUGGUAGAUAUACCUACCUUAUCAUUUACUUAAAAUAAAUGCACUUAUACAAUAUCCAAAUACACGUAUGCAAUUAUAUUUUAAUUAUUAGAUCUGAUUAGAUAUUUUAACAUAAGACGUAUAAUAGUGACUUAAAUUCAUUAUUAAAAGUUUAUAUUUCUUAAAAUUAUAAAUUAUAAAAUUGUUUGUAUAUUUAUUAUUAUAUAGCGUUAUAAUAUGUGAUUAAAAUAGUAGUCGUUUUUCUAAUAUAUUAUUAAACAUUUUACAUAAAUGAUAAUUCAUAGGUAGGCUGUAAUAGUCAAUAGUCCGUGUCAUAUGAUUAAUUAAAACAAUUUUUUGUGCAAAAUACAUUUAACAGUAAAUUAAAUUAAAUAUUAAUUAAAAUUGUUUUUUUUUUUUACAGAACUCGCUUGACGAAUCAUCAUCCAGGGGUUAGUUUAAUUUAAAUUAUUUGCUAUCACUAUACUUACAGUCCAAUUGUUACACACUCUUAUAAUUUUAUUAGGUAUAUAAAUAAUUAUAAAGUUAGUGUAUAAUUUAAAAAUGUAAUUUUUGUUAUAACUAUAAAUAUUAAUGGGUACUUAUAGGUACUAUUUUUUUAAAAAUAAAAUUCGGUUCAAAAGUGCAAUUAUCAUGAUCAUUCCGUCGUAAAUAGAUUAUUCUUCUUUUUACAAGAAAUAAAAUAGGUAGGUUACAUUUUAUUAAAAUUGAUAAAAUUCGUUUUAUAGGUAGUGAACAAAGUACAGCAAAAUUAGAGUAUAAAGAUUGGGUUAUGGUAAAAACAUCUUCGGACAAGAUAAUAGUUUCUCCUGGUGGCAGAGUAGAACUAGAAUGUACAGUUUUUGGAAGUCCUGUUCCAGAAGCAAAAUGGAUUUCUGGAAUAAAACUCAAUCAAGUAACAGACAUUUUAAUUAAGUUACCUAUGUAUUUUAUGUUAAGUAAUUUUUCCUAAUUUUCUUUUAAAUACCUACUUAUUAAAUCUGUUUAGAUAACGGUAACUACAGACGAAUUUGAAGAGUUAAGAGACUUUCAAGGUGUUGGUAAAGUGACAGUAAGAAAAGUCAUAGAUUGUAUUCAACCACACCACAAAAACGUCUAUACUUGUGUUGGCCAGGCAAGAGAUCAAACAAUGUCAAGUAAUCCUGUAACAAUUUCAGUUGAAGGUAUGAACUGUUAAAUGUAUAUACUUUAAUAAACACUAUUUGUAUGCCAAAUACGUAUAUUAAUAUUAUUUUAGUAGUUAUAUAAUGUAUUCCCGUUAUACAUGGUGAGUUAUAACGGCCUUUGACAUAUGUAAAUGGCUUUAAAUGUUUAAGUGCCAGAUCAAAAUACUCUAAAACUUCAUGACGACAAUUUUUUUACAUACGAAUUUUAAUAGAACCAAACGUUUUAACGUUGAUAAAAUUAAAACAAUAUCAUUAUUAUGUAUUCACCUACAAAAACUGCUCACUGACUUAUAGAUAAACUAUAUUAUAAAUUACUAGCUAUCCCGCACGGCUUUGUUCGUGCACACUAUUGAACGAAAAAAAAAAUUUUAAAUAAAAAACUUUCCGUGACUCCCUAUACUGCCGUACCAUAGUUAACUGUCUUUACCCUGUAAUUAUUUUUUUUUAAGGCUACCUCUUUGACGUGACAACAAAAUUAAUUAAUAAUAAUUUUUUUUUCCAUAUCACCAAAGUAACCCAUGAAUCAACAAAAAUAUUAUGUACCAAAAAUAAUAAUAAUGUCAGUAACCCUGUUUCAGCCCCUAAGUAGGAGUUAAAUAUGCAGAAUAAGUAGCCUCUAUGUUAUUUCUUGUCAAGAACUAUCUAUGCAAAGUUUUAGUUCAAUUCAUUCAGUAUAGCUUUGGCAUAGAGUAUUAAUAAACAUCCAUCUAUCCAAACAAAUUUUCAAAUUUAUAAUAUUAUAGAAUAGCAUAGGAUAUUGUAUUAAACGAUUAAAGAUUAAUUGGAAAUAAUGUAUUGUUCAUCAUUCAUCAAGUGACGAAUUGACUGUAAUGACUAAUGUUGUGAAGGAACGCGUUUCUUUUCAAAUAUAGGAAUGAGGGACGGGGAUGAGUUCCUAUUUAUCUGUUCUUCAAAUUUUCGUUCUUUUUAUUAGAAAAAUAAAAUGAAACUCAUGUUAUUUUAGUGAUAACAUUGUUUAGAAAUUUUUUAGUGUCGGUAUCAUACUUCAUGUCAUUAUGAUUAUAAAAAGACAUAAGAUAAGCGAUGCUUUGUUAAAAAAAUUAGUCCUUAAACAAAACAAAACAUCAGGGUAAUGAAUUUGUUUUUUUUUGUUUUUAAUUAAUAAAAUAUUAUAUUUUGAAUUUUAAGUAAAUUGAUGAUAAAUUUUUUUACAAGUAAUAUAUUUUUUCAUCUUUUCUUUUUUAGGGUAGGAAGUAGGAAGUUUAUUUCAUUUAUUAGGAUUUUAAACAUGUAGAUUCUAAGAAAUAAGAAUAGUUUCCAAUUUUAGUUAUCCUACCUUUCCAAAUUCCCCCAAUUAACCCUUCCUUAAACCUAUUAACACCAACAUUUAUUUAAACUAAAACUUUAUCUAUUUAUGGAAUUUUUAGUAUAGGUUGCUAUUUAAAAAUCAAAAAUGGGGUUAUAAUUUUACUCCUUAAAAUAAUGAUGACAAAAAUAACGAUAAUGUAACAUUUUAGAACUACUUGUUUCUUAAUAAUUUCCGUGAUAAUGAUUAAUGAAUACCUUACAUUAUGUUGACCAAUAUAGGUGUAAUAAAUUGGUAUAAAUAAGAUAAUUCAAAUUUCAAGUCUUGAAACCUUUACCUAAAAUUCAAACUUUAUAUUUUAAUAUAUUAUAGUAGAACAUUUUUUCUGAACAAAUAAAUAUUGUUAGUAUCUCAGUUAAUAAAAACUGAAAUACCAUUACAAUACAGUCAAAUUUAAUCAUUUCUGGAAAUCAGAAAAAGAAAACAUUUUUUCGGGUUUAUAAAAUUAAAAAUUAUGUCAAUUCCUGUUAUAAUUUUUAGGCGAAGCAGUUCAGUGUUCCCAGGGAAAAACUAGAAUAACAAAGUGGAGUCCAAUUAUAACACAAUUAAUGGGUUCAACUGUAAUGAUCCCCUGCCAAGUGGUCAACAGUGCCCCGUAUAGAAAAUAUUGGAAGGACAACUUUGGCAACAUAAUCGAUACCGACACCGAUCCACGACGCAAAGUAAAUAAUUUCAUUUAAAAAUAAUUCAUUGUAUGGUAAAGUUAUAUUAUGGUAUUUAUUUUACAGCUGGGACCUGAAGGCGAACUAGUUUUAAACAACUUAAGCUGGUCGGAUAUGGGUGAAUACGUUUGUGUAGUAGAAAAUUCGAUCAGCCGAGAUGAGACAUCUACAUUCCUCUAUCCAAUGCUAUCUAAUGCUUAAAUUAUUUUACAUAUUAAUAUUUAAUAUCUUUACCUAUCUAUAUUUAUUUAUAUUCAAAUGCAGUAUUGAAAACCUGGAAUGAUUAAAUAAUUCCAUUAUUCUUAGUAUAGGCGCUUAUUAUGGAAAAAUGGGCACAUUGAUAGUAUCUGGUAUUUUAUGUUUCCUUACUUUAUUUUUUUAAAUUAUUGCUUGUCUGCGUCUAGUUUUGUAUUAUUUUAAUAUUUAUGCAAUUCAUUGAGGGAUUAUUUAUAUAACUCAAACUUAAAUAUUGUAUUAUUAUUUUUUUAAUUAAUUUAAUUAUACCUACU